AUGGCGGCGCGAGCAGCUUUUGGGGCCGUGUGCCGGCGCCUUUGGCAGGGGUCAGAGAAUUUUUCUGUAAAUAGUUCUAGGAACAAUACAGCCGGAAAUGGUGGCUUUCUUCUCAGUACCAAUAUGAAGUGGGUGCAGUUCUCAAACCUGCAUGUUGAUAUUCCCAAGGAUUUGACCAAGCCCACGAUAACAAUUUCUGACGAACCAGACACAUUGUAUAAGCGCCUGUCGGUUUUAGUAAAAGGCCAUGAUAAGGCUGUACUGGACAGUUAUGAAUAUUUUGCUGUGCUUGCUGCUAAAGAACUUGGUAUCUCUGUUAAAGUACAUGAGCCUCCAAGGAAAAUAGAGCGAUUUACUCUUCUCAAAUCAGUACAUAUUUUCAAGAAGCACAGAGUUCAGUAUGAAAUGAGGACACUUUACAGGUGUUUAGAGCUGGAACGUCUAACUGGGAGUACAGCAGAUGUCUACUUGGAAUAUAUUCAGCGAAACUUACCUGAAGGGGUUGCCAUGGAAGUCACAAAGACAAAAUUAGAAAAAUUACCAGAACACAUCAAGGAGCCGAUCUGGGAAACUGUACCUGCAGAAAAGGAAGAAAGCAAGUCAUAA
Molecule: messenger RNA, 606 nt
Organism: Orycteropus afer afer
Lineage: Eukaryota; Metazoa; Chordata; Mammalia; Tubulidentata; Orycteropodidae
Gene: MRPS10
Product: mitochondrial ribosomal protein S10
Exons: 7
Coding region: 1-606 (201 amino acids)
Cellular component (GO): mitochondrial small ribosomal subunit; mitochondrion
Source: RefSeq, a predicted model, not a curated record